GGUACAGCCACGCAUCAGUACACUGACCUUUUGCAGCAACAAGAGCAUCGGUGCGUUGCAAGUGAAACGACAUUCCUCACCCCGCUCAAGGAUUCUGCCAUUCUAGUCUAAAAUGGCCCAACGAGUGACUCUGCGCAAGCGCCAACCCUACAACACCACCUCCAGCCGCAGGCGCGUGGUCAAGACCCCCGGCGGAAAACUGGUGUACCAUCACCUCAAAAAGAUCGCUACCUCUCCGAAAUGUGGUGACUGUGGUAUCGGACUCCCUGGAAUCCCUGCUCUCCGACCACGGGAAUACGCCACUAUCUCGAAGCGUCAGAAGACAGUACGUCGGGCGUACGGUGGAUCGCGUUGUGGUGACUGUGUCAAGCAGCGCAUACUGCGUGCUUUUCUGGUUGAGGAGGCCAAGAUCGUGAAGCGCGUUAUCAAGUCACAGCAGAAGAAGUAGAUACUGCUGUGUCACCUUUCCUACUGUCAACUCUGUGCACGACGAUCCAUUCCCAUAUCUCCCUCUUCUCGGGGCCAGUGCAGCAUGGAGUGGAACAAUAUGUACCUGACUAUGUCUACCGUAUGCUUAUGCGCUCUACCUGCUCCAGGUCUCAAAUUGCUUGCAAGUUUAUUGUCCAGGAUACCUACUACCCUCGGUUUUGAAUUUUCGAGAUACUCGCAAUUCAUUUCCAGCCGCGAAUGGUCGUAGGUGUUCAGGUAUGCAGAAGACUAGAAGACUGCAUUUUAUCGCUUCUCCUUUCCGUUACUCUGACUGAAGGCAAACCCUGUCAAAUUUUUUCAUACUCCACUCUCUCAGCUACGGUGUGCACAGCGUGGGCAUCGGUCUAAACAUCCUGUGUCGGCCUUGCUAUGGUAUUUGAUCAAAAUGAUGUGUUGAGUUACUGCGAUCGUGUAGAAAACAUUCGAAUUGUACAAUCGAG
Mycena citricolor is the source of this 929-nucleotide messenger RNA. The record is from the annotation of a GenBank genome assembly. NCBI's taxonomy places the organism in Eukaryota, Fungi, Basidiomycota, Agaricomycetes, Agaricales, Mycenaceae.